Molecule: messenger RNA, 1487 nt
Organism: Xiphophorus hellerii (green swordtail)
Lineage: Eukaryota; Metazoa; Chordata; Actinopteri; Cyprinodontiformes; Poeciliidae
Gene: gale
Product: UDP-galactose-4-epimerase
Exons: 11
Coding region: 232-1290 (352 amino acids)
Biological process (GO): beta-D-galactose catabolic process via UDP-galactose, Leloir pathway
Cellular component (GO): cytosol
Molecular function (GO): UDP-glucose 4-epimerase activity
Source: RefSeq, a predicted model, not a curated record
AUAUACUCUCUUAUUUUGAAAAGUAAUAUCCUUUAAGUUGCCAGUUAUUCAUUUACUUAACUCUUCUCCACGUUUACCAGGAAGUAAAGACUUUAUGUGUCAAGUAAAGUCUUUUUUAAAUGGGCAGACUGGUUUAAACGCCUCAUUUUAAGUCUGCUCAGACCAGAUUUACAAAGAAACAUUAGCUGGAGCGACAUUCUUCCAUCUAUACAGAAAGAUUAGACCCAGAGGAUGGCCGAGAAGGUGUUGGUCACAGGUGGAGCCGGCUACAUCGGGAGCCACUGCGUGGUGGAGCUGAUCGAAGCAGGCUACCAGCCGGUGGUGGUGGAUAACUACAGCAACGCCGUCCGAGAUGGAGGAGAGGGGAAUGUGGCAGAGAGCAUUCGAAGGAUAGAGAAGCUUCUAAACACCAGCAUUGAAUUUCAUGAGCUAGACCUUCUAGAUCGACCUGCACUGGAAAAACUCUUCAAAAAGCACUCUUUCAGUGCUGUGAUGCACUUUGCCGGCCUGAAAGCAGUCGGGGAGUCGGUGGAGCAGCCGCUGCGUUACUACCGAGUCAACCUCACUGCUUCCAUGAACCUGAUGGAGGUGAUGCAGGCUCACAAGGUGCACAAUCUGGUCUUCAGCAGCUCUGCGACGGUGUAUGGAGACCCCCAGCACCUCCCCAUAGACGAGCAGCACCCUGUGGGUGCGUGCACCAACCCCUACGGCAAGACCAAGUACUUCAUAGAAGAGAUGAUCAAGGAUCACUGUAAAUCUGAGAAGGACUGGAAUGCUGUGCUGCUGCGCUAUUUCAACCCUAUCGGAGCUCAUGCCUCAGGUCAGAUUGGAGAGGACCCUCAGGGCAUCCCGAAUAACUUGAUGCCUUAUGUAGCUCAGGUCGCGGUUGGGAGGAGACCAUUUCUCAAUGUAUUUGGAAAUGACUAUGAAACAGUUGAUGGAACAGGAGUUCGGGAUUAUAUCCAUGUAGUAGACCUGGCAAAGGGACAUAUAGCAGCUCUGAAGAAACUGAAGGACAACUGUGGAUGCCAGGUUUACAAUCUUGGCACAGGAAAGGGCUACUCUGUGCUCCAGAUGGUGAAAGCGAUGGAGAAGGCUUCAGGAAAAGAGAUUAAAUACAAGAUUGCACCUCGUAGAGAAGGAGAUAUAGCGUCCUGCUAUGCAGACCCCAGUCUAGCUGAGAAAGAGCUUGGCUGGACAGCUGCCUUUGACUUGGAAAGAAUGUGUGAAGACCUGUGGCGCUGGCAAUCCAUGAAUCCCACUGGAUUCACCAAUGGCGUACCCUCUUGAUGCAUCUGCAGCUGCUUCUUUGGAAAUCACCCACAUAAAACUUUGGCUAUAAACUGUUUCAAGAUAUUUUAUACACGAGGAAACAUGUAUAAAUCUCAUUUUUCUCCUUGCAAUUCAGAUUUAAUAAGGGAUUCUUUACAAAUGGAAAAAUAAAUAAAUGUUCCUACAGAAUAAAUCACUUUCACCGUUUCAGUUCA